Messenger RNA from Chiroxiphia lanceolata (lance-tailed manakin), 1331 nucleotides. It is a transcript of the gene TPGS1, whose product is annotated as tubulin polyglutamylase complex subunit 1. The record is from RefSeq and is a predicted model, not a curated record. Gene Ontology annotation, molecular function: microtubule binding. The coding region runs from base 1 to 810 and encodes 269 amino acids. The transcript has 3 exons. Lineage: Eukaryota; Metazoa; Chordata; Aves; Passeriformes; Pipridae. Gene Ontology annotation, biological process: protein polyglutamylation.
AUGGCGGCGUACGAGAAGCGGCGGGCGGCCGCCGCCCAGGGGCCGGCGGGGGGCAGCGGGCUGGCGGACGCGGCGGACUUCCUGCUUCGAGCCGGCGUCACGGCCAUGGUGCGCGAGGCGCUGCUGAAGGUGCUGGAGGCGCGGCCCGCCGAGCCCGUGUCCUUCCUGGCCGAGUACUUCGAGCGGCUGGUGCCGGCGGAGGCGGCAGCGGAGCCGCCGGGGCCGCCGCAGCGCCUGGCCCGGGCGCUGUGGUACGUGCGCCUGGCUCACCACUCGCACAGGACGGCUUUCGACAGCAACGCCGGUGCGGCCUACGAGGUGCUGGGGUGCGGCGGGCGGCGGCGGGCGGCAGGCGUGGACGGGCGGCUCUACAGCGAGCUGCUGCGGCGCAUCUGCCAGCGCGGGGCGGCCCCGGCCGAGGCGGCGGCUGCGCUGCUGCGCCGCGUCCGCUGCCGCGACCACGAGGCCGUCCCGUUCGACGUGUUCCGCUACGGCGUCCUCACCUGCUGCGUGCUGCUGGAGUUCGCGGCCAAAGCCGACGCGCUGUUCGCCGUGCUGGGCGGCGGCGGCUCCGCGGACUCCAGGCUGUGCCAGGCUGUGCUGCGGGCGCUGGAGGACGCGCUGGGCGCCGGGCACGGCCUGCGGCCUGGCCGCUACUUGGAGGCGGGCUCCCGGCUGGGCCCCGAUGGGCUAGCCCUGGCCAUGGACCGGGCGCUGCAGGAGAGGAAGCUCGGCUCAUCCAUGAGCAGGGAGGAGUUCCUGAGGAAAGCCACCGCGCUGUUCAUUGCAAAGGUGAAGCCUGUGGAGUGAUGUUGAGUGGGAGCAGCGCUGGCUGCGGCCGCUGUUGACCCCACAGGACCUCCACUGAGCUGAACGGUGAGCAUGGGGGGCUGGUCGGGCACUGGCUGGAGAGCCUGGGUUUGCCCGACAAGAGAUUGCCCAUUUCCACGCCCCUCCCCUGUUCGUGCUCAGCAGGAACUGUGCUCAGCAGCUCUGUGCCCCUGCCCAGCCGUGGCUCCUCUGGCCCAGCCGCAUUGGGAAGUCCCUUUCAGGUGUUGUCCAGAACUGGCACAAGGACUAUGACCUGCAGGGCAGCUCUGGGCAGUGAAUCAAGCCAGAAGGAACGAAGCUGGGCCAUGGCUGCAUGGGGACAGCUCCAUGAGACAUGGAGCGUCAUAUCUGGACAAGACACAUCCCCUCCCCCUGGGACAGGGUUUGCUUUGGCACCAGCUGCGUGUCAGGCCAGGGGUUAUUUAUUUGAACUUGUCUGUUUGUUAUUUAUACUGUGCAAUUGCUGGUUUGCUGUAAGACAUUAAAGCUUUUUAUUAUUU